UCUUCCUCUCCCCGGCCCUGCCUCCCGGAAGCUCCGCUAGGUCUUCGCUGGCGUGUCAGCGGUAAGAGGUGGGGGUCUGCGCGGACCUCGGUGAAUAACUGCCGUGAGUUCCACUCCCGGGCUGCGCGAAUUGGAAGAACUCAGGAAAACAGCCAUCAUCUUGUGCUAAGAUGUCAGGAAUUGGAAAUAAAAGAGCAGCUGGAGAGCCUGGCACAUCUGUGCCUCCAGAGAAGAAGACGGCUGUUGAAGAUUCAGGGACCACAGUGGAAACAAUUAAGCUUGGGGGUAUCUCUUCAACGGAGGAGUUAGACAUCCGAACAUUGCAGACCAAAAAUCGCAAGCUGGCAGAAAUGCUGGAUCAACGGCAGGCCAUUGAAGAUGAACUCCGUGAGCACAUUGAAAAGCUGGAACGAAGGCAGGCCACCGAUGAUGCCUCACUCUUGAUUGUCAACCGGUACUGGAGUCAGUUUGAUGAAAACAUCCGUAUCAUCCUUAAGCGUUAUGACCUGGAGCAGGGUUUGGGAGAUCUCCUCACAGAAAGAAAAGCCCUUGUUGUGCCUGAACCAGAACCAGACUCUGAUAGCAAUCAGGAGCGGAAAGAUGACCGAGAGAGAGGGGAAGGGCAAGAGCCAGCUUUCUCUUUCCUUGCUACUUUGGCCAGCAGUUCCAGUGAAGAGAUGGAAUCUCAGCUGCAAGAGCGUGUGGAGUCCUCCCGCCGAGCUGUGUCCCAGAUUGUGACUGUCUAUGAUAAACUGCAAGAGAAAGUGGAGCUCUUAUCCCGGAAGCUAAACAGUGGAGAUAAUCUGAUAGUGGAGGAAGCAGUGCAGGAGCUGAAUUCCUUCCUUGCACAGGAGAACAUGAGGCUACAGGAAUUGACAGACCUCCUUCAGGAGAAGCAUCACACCAUGUCACAGGAGUUCUCCAAGUUGCAGAGUAAAGUAGAGACAGCUGAGUCACGAGUGUCUGUUCUAGAGUCCAUGAUUGAUGACUUGCAGUGGGACAUUGACAAAAUUCGUAAGAGAGAACAGCGACUCAACCGACACUUAGCAGAAGUUCUGGAACGGGUGAAUUCGAAAGGUUAUAAGGUAUAUGGCGCGGGGAGCAGUCUCUAUGGAGGCACAAUCACUAUCAAUGCCCGGAAGUUUGAGGAAAUGAAUGCAGAGCUCGAGGAGAACAAAGAGUUGGCUCAGAACCGUCACUGUGAGCUGGAGAAACUUCGGCAAGACUUUGAGGAGAUCACUACACAAAAUGAAAAACUGAAGGUGGAGUUGCGGAGUGCUGUGGAAGAAGUGGUGAAGGAGACCCCGGAAUACCGCUGCAUGCAGUCACAGUUCUCUGUUCUGUACAACGAGAGCCUGCAGUUGAAAGCACACUUGGAUGAGGCUCGGACCCUGCUUCAUGGCACCAGGGGGACCCACCAACGUCAGGUUGAGCUCAUUGAACGAGAUGAGGUCAGUCUUCACAAGAAGCUGAGGACUGAAGUGAUCCAGCUGGAAGACACACUGGCCCAGGUCCGCAAGGAGUACGAAAUGCUGAGGAUAGAGUUCGAGCAGACCCUUGCUGCCAAUGAGCAAGCAGGCCCCAUAAACCGGGAGAUGCGCCACCUCAUCAGCAGCCUGCAGAAUCACAAUCACCAGCUGAAGGGGGAGGUCCUAAGGUAUAAGCGGAAACUGAGAGAAGCCCAGUCCGACCUGAACAAGACCCGCCUGCGCAGCGGCAGUGCCCUCCUGCAGUCUCAGUCCAGCACCGAGGACCCCAAGGACGAGCCUGCAGAGCCGAAGCAGGAUCCUGAGGACUCACCCGCCCAGUCCUCCGCGUCGAAGGCCUCUCAGGAGGAAGUCAGUGAGGCCAAAUCCAAGCGGGAUGAGGAGGAGCGAGAACGAGAACGGCGGGAGAAGGAGCGGGAGCGAGAAAGGGAGCGGGAGAAGGAAAAGGAGCGAGAGCGGGAGAAGCAGAGGCCGAAAGAGUCGGAGAGAGAGAGGGAGUCGGCUAAGGAUAAAGAGAAGGGGAAGCAUGAUGACGGAAGGAAGAAGGAAGCAGAAGUCAUCAAACAACUGAAGGUUGAACUCAAGAAGGCACAGGAGAGCCAAAAGGAGAUGAAACUAUUGCUAGAUAUGUACCGCUCUGCCCCAAAGGAACAGAGGGACAAAGUUCAGCUGAUGGCAGCUGAGAAGAAGUCUAAGGCAGAGUUGGAAGACCUAAGGCAAAGACUCAAGGAUCUAGAGGAUAAGGAGAAAAAAGAGAACAAGAAAAUGGCUGAUGAGGAUGCCUUGAGGAAGAUUCGGGCAGUGGAGGAGCAGAUUGAAUACCUGCAGAAGAAGCUGGCCAUGGCCAAGCAGGAGGAAGAAGCUCUCCUCUCUGAGAUGGAUGUCACAGGGCAGGCCUUUGAAGACAUGCAGGAACAAAAUAUCCGUUUGAUGCAGCAGUUGCGGGAGAAGGAUGAUGCAAAUUUCAAGCUUAUGUCAGAACGUAUCAAGUCCAAUCAGAUCCAUAAGUUGCUUAAAGAAGAGAAGGAGGAGCUGGCUGACCAGGUUUUGACUUUGAAGACUCAGGUUGAUGCCCAGUUACAGGUAGUACGGAAACUUGAGGAGAAGGAGCAUCUGUUACAAAGCAACAUUGGCACAGGGGAGAAGGAGCUGGGUCUGAGGACCCAGGCCUUAGAGAUGAAUAAACGUAAGGCAAUGGAGGCGGCCCAGCUUGCAGAUGACCUCAAAGCACAGUUGGAGUUGGCUCAGAAGAAGCUACAUGAUUUUCAGGAUGAGAUCGUGGAGAACAGCGUCACCAAAGAAAAGGACAUGUUCAAUUUCAAACGAGCUCAGGAGGACAUUUCUAGACUUCGAAGGAAGCUGGAGACCACAAAGAAACCAGACAAUGUACCUAAAUGUGAUGAGAUUCUGAUGGAGGAGAUAAAGGAUUACAAGGCACGCCUGACCUGUCCAUGUUGCAACAUGCGUAAAAAGGAUGCUGUUCUUACCAAGUGUUUUCAUGUUUUCUGCUUUGAGUGUGUGAAGACGCGGUAUGACACCCGCCAGCGCAAAUGUCCCAAGUGUAAUGCUGCUUUUGGUGCCAACGAUUUCCAUCGCAUCUACAUUGGUUGAUUCCAGCCAAGAGAAGAAGAGGGGCUGGCUAGACAGACACUCACUCAUUAAUCACCAAACCUCUACCUCUUCUCUCUCCAGCUGUCACCUACUGAAUAGUUUGUCGACUCCCUUUCCAGACUUUAUAUCCAGGUUCUCCUCUCUGAUAGAUGAUGUCAGGGGAGGACACCCGUUCCUGAGAGUCUUGGGUUUUAGAAUGAAUUAGAAACAAACAACUCUUAUUUGUCUUCCUUACCAGGUUUAUUUCCUGCUUUUAGACUUUUAAACAUUUUCUUCUUCAAGCCUACUGUAUUUUGGACUGUCCAUUCCUCCUGAAGAAGUCAAGUUGGUAUUUUUGACAUGGAGAAGGGAACAAGAAGAGUGGAAACACAUGGCUAUUUUGGGAGAGGGUGGUGACCUUUUAGGAAUAAGCUAUCUAUGGGCACAAAUAAUUCUUGAUUUUGGGUAGUAAACUUUUUGUAAACUUGGAUUAUAAAAAUGGUAUAAUUGUACUGUUCUUUCCUGGAUGGUUUGAAGCCUUAAUGAAAUUAUGUCCAGGAUGAUUAAUCCAUUUCCUAUUUACUAGCAAAGUAACUCGUUAAGAUCAACUGGCCUCCUUAGAGAAAUUUUAAGUUUUUAAUGUUCUACUCACUGAAGUCUUUACAUUUCUUGAGACCUGAAUAAUUUCAAAUACUAUAUCCCCUUUUAUCUUAUAAUGAAAUCAAUGAUGAGACACAAGACUGAAAUGGUGAAGAGAUCUUCUGAGCACUCUGGGAACUCAAUACAGGGAGGCCUUGGUGAGCUAUGAAAUUACUCUCAUCUGCCUCUCCACAGGGGUUGUGGUCCCUGUUUUCCAGAAGAUUCUCUGUAAUGUUUCUGUAGGACUUUAUACUCGAAAGCUUCAAUUAAAGCAGGAUUCAGUUUG
Messenger RNA from Manis pentadactyla (Chinese pangolin), 4002 nucleotides. It is a transcript of the gene RNF20, whose product is annotated as ring finger protein 20. Bases 171 to 3098 code for a protein of 975 amino acids. Gene Ontology annotation, molecular function: ubiquitin protein ligase activity; metal ion binding. The record is from RefSeq and is a predicted model, not a curated record. NCBI's taxonomy places the organism in Eukaryota, Metazoa, Chordata, Mammalia, Pholidota, Manidae. The transcript has 20 exons. Gene Ontology annotation, cellular component: HULC complex; nucleus.